Saccostrea cuccullata (small rock oyster) is the source of this 913-nucleotide messenger RNA. RefSeq lists its product as uncharacterized. The record is from RefSeq and is a predicted model, not a curated record. Bases 8 to 841 code for a protein of 277 amino acids. NCBI's taxonomy places the organism in Eukaryota, Metazoa, Mollusca, Bivalvia, Ostreida, Ostreidae. The transcript is spliced from 2 exons. Gene Ontology annotation, molecular function: protein binding.
AGUGACCAUGGAGUUAAUUUUCACUCAUUCUCACCAUAUACUUGCACUCUGUUUCUUUGGAUUGGUAUUGGUGAUAUCUUCUUGUACCGCCACAGAAGAGAGUUCUAAUUUUGCCACCUUUAAAGUUGAAUUCGAGACCAAACUUUCCGGACUGGAGAGUGAAAUUAAACGACUCAGACAGUCAAAUCAAGAUUUGACGGAUAGAGUUAGGCGUCUGGAGGAUUUGCUAAUGAACGCGAAUUCAGAGAGGAUAAGGUUGGCAGAAGCUGUGAGACAUCAGGAGGACAGAAUUCGACUUCUGGAGGAUUCUGGACAAGACAGUCCGCAUGCAAUGUAUCAAAACAAAACCAAAAUACUUCGCAAAUCUAUCGAUGGAAAUGGAAACGACCAAUAUGGAGUAAAGAGAAUAAUACCACCAACUACCCAACCAAUGAGUGAGCCCGUGAUUUUCUACAGUUAUAAAUCUACUAACAGUCCACCCAACUUAAGUCUUCAUCACGUGAUCGUUUUCGAUGUCAAUCCAGUAAACAAAGGACAUGGUUAUCACAAAGAUAACGGUAUUUUCGAAGCGCCAAGAUCAGGAACAUACAUGUUUCUUUGGUCUAUUUACACGUAUCCAAGAGGUUAUAUUGGUACGGAAUUGGUGGUCAAUGGUAACGUUGUAGGUGGCGCAGUGGCAGACAGUCACCCCGAUGACGGUAUCAAUAGCUGCACAGGCGUUGCCAUUGCUGAAGUUUCUGCUGGUGACCAUGUAUACCUCAGAAUUUCUCCCACAGCCGUCAAUUACAUUUGGAGUAGUUCAAAUGGAAGAUCAACUUUCUCUGGUUGGUUUUUGCAGUAAAUGGAAUACUUAGUAACCUUAUAAAAUUCUGAUUAAUAUAUGUAAGAAUUUUAGUCAGUGACUACAAUCGAA